AUGACCGACCCAUCUCCCCUCACAGGCGCCUGCCUCUGUGGGAACAUCACCUAUCGCAUCGAUCUCCCUACCGAUCAGCCUACUCCUCAGGUGAUCCUCUGCCACUGCAUCAGCUGCAAACGCUACACCGGCUCCGGCUUCUCCUCGAACAUCGUGAUCCCCCUGUCCGCGCUGCACUUCCUCACCGGCACCCCAAAGCUCUACAUGAGCGAGUCCGCCGUCAACGGGCUCAUCCGGCGCCAGUUCUGCGGAGACUGCGGAUCCCCAUUGACCUCGGAGCCGAAGGAAGCGGAGGGGAAAUCGAUUGUCGUUAAGUCAGGCACGCUGGAUGAGGAAUCGAGGGAGAGGUGUGCGGGCCUGGCGGUGGAGAUUUGGUAUCAUCGGAAAGACAAUCAUAUCAUUCUCGGCACAAUGGCGCCCCCAACCGCCACCGAAACCGCCUCCGUGACCCUCCAAGCCCGCCAAUCCACCCAAGAAGCGAGUUCCCAAAACGCAAAAGUGAAAAUGGGAAUGCCCAAACCCCCCGUCUUCGACGAUAAGCUCAAGGAACGAGAAUACCUCAAAGGCCGCCUCGCCGCUGCAUUCCGAAUCUUCGGCAAGAACGGAUACGACGAGGGCGUCGCCGGCCACAUCACCCUCCGCGAUCCCGUCGACCCGACAACCUUCUGGGUGAACCCGUUCGGCGUCGCCUUCUCGCAGAUCAAAGCCUCCGAUCUCAUCCAGGUGAACCACGCGGGGGAAGUCAUUGACGGAGGACCCGUGCGGAUGCUCAACGCUGCGGCGUUCAUGAUCCAUGCGGCCAUCCACGCAGCCAGACCAGAUGUCUUGUGUGCGGCGCAUAGUCACAGUCUGUAUGGACGGGCGUUUUGCUCGCUCGGUAGACCGCUGGAUAUUAUUACGCAGGAUGCGUGUGCUUUUUACGAUGACCACGUCGUCUACAAACAAUUCAACGGCAUCGUCCUCGCGGAAGAAGAAGGCCGCAACAUCGCUACCGCCCUCGGCGACAAGAAAGCCGCGCUAUUACAAAACCACGGACUCUUGACCGUGGGUCGAUCGGUCGAAGAAACGGUGUUUUGGUUCGUGAGUCUUGAGAAAUGCUGCCAUGCGCAAUUGCUGGCCGAUGCGGCAGCUGCUGGACGCGGUGGUGCGACGGUAAAGAUCGAUGAUGCCGACGCUGCGUUUACGUAUAAGACGGUGGGAACGCAUGGGGCGGGGUGGUUCAGUGCGAAGCCGUUGUUUGAUGUUGUGCAUGAGGAGACGGGGGGAAAGUAUUUGGAGUAG
Messenger RNA from Aspergillus affinis, 1281 nucleotides. Its product is annotated as class II aldolase/adducin domain protein. NCBI's taxonomy places the organism in Eukaryota, Fungi, Ascomycota, Eurotiomycetes, Eurotiales, Aspergillaceae. The coding region runs from base 1 to 1281 and encodes 426 amino acids. Gene Ontology annotation, cellular component: cytoskeleton. The transcript is spliced from 5 exons. The record is from RefSeq and is a predicted model, not a curated record. Gene Ontology annotation, molecular function: actin filament binding; carbon-sulfur lyase activity.